Messenger RNA from Akanthomyces muscarius, 999 nucleotides. RefSeq lists its product as uncharacterized. The record is from RefSeq and is a predicted model, not a curated record. Bases 1 to 999 code for a protein of 332 amino acids. Lineage: Eukaryota; Fungi; Ascomycota; Sordariomycetes; Hypocreales; Cordycipitaceae. The transcript is spliced from 3 exons.
AUGUCGUUUGCACGAUCCCUCAACAAGGCGCAGGGCUUCCUGUUGCCGUACCGGAGACCAACCUUUGGACGCACCCUUUCAAACUCGUCGGAACUCUCCCUCACGUCGAAUAACAGCGCCCGCGAUGAAGAUGUCGGCGGCGAUGCAGUACUCUCAGCGCCAGGCACGCCCGUGCUAGCUCCGAUGGAGAAUCCAUUCUUUGCAAAACACGGCUCCGAGUCUCCGGCCCUCAAGUCGCCUCGCUCUCGCCCUAUCGCCAUUGAUCUACCAAAUUCCAAAAAGUCGGGUGCUUCAGUCUUUACACCCACCGAAACCUUGUCUGCUCGCGGCGACUUACCUGGUGGCUAUUUCCCCAUGCACGAGGACCCCAAGUGUCGCAUUCAUCGCCCACAUCCCUUUCACUCCGAAAACCGCCAAAAGAAUCCAGAAAUUAAAUUCGACAUGCAAGCCCCGACAGAGUCGUCUGCCUCAGCGGCACCGUCCUGGCAGAGCACUCAUACACCCGUAUCCUCGUACAUGCCCUCAGGGCUCCACGACCAUCCCCUGCCGGUCGGCAAAUACUACCCAUCCAACUACGAAAGACGCACGCGACAGCUGCAAAAUCAACGAAAUUUUGUCUCAGAGUCCGUCGCGUCAUAUGCCAAGACGGAUGCACAGGGCACCGGCACCACAUACAAGGGCAACGAUGAUGCCCGACAGCGCCUGCAACAGUACCAGCGUGACAUGGUCGCACAGGCAUCCAUGGCGCUGGGUGGCUCUUACAAGCCGAGUAUGCUGCCCGGGAAUGCGGCGGCCCUAAGGAAUCUGCCUGUUCCAGAUGCACGACGUCCGGCAACGCCACAACGACCAAUUUCCCCGCAGCUACAGCCUUUGGGUAGUCCUGGACCUGUCACACCAAUGGACUUGGAGGCCCAAGAAGAAUAUAUCACCAAGGUCCAAGUUGUGGCCGCCGAAAAUUUAGCCCCGCCUGUCAACGACUUUGCGCCGCACUCACUUUGA